This is a messenger RNA of Zootoca vivipara (common lizard), 8226 nucleotides long. NCBI's taxonomy places the organism in Eukaryota, Metazoa, Chordata, Lepidosauria, Squamata, Lacertidae. The record is from RefSeq and is a predicted model, not a curated record.
CACUCCCCACCCCGCACCUACGUCUCGAGACCUCUCCCCGCCUCGCUCCCCUCCUUCCUGAUCCAUGAUCCCAGACUCCCCCUAAGAUGCUAAGACAAGGCCCCUUCCUUCUCCUGGCUGCGUCCAUGUCGUAUUUCAACCCAGAGAAAGCUUUGGCAGCGCCUUCGGAAAACGAUGGUUUGUCCCAAGGCCGGGCUCCCCUGGCCCCUCCCUAUGCUGUGGUCCUGAUCUCCUGCUCAGGUUUGCUGGCCUUUAUCUUCCUCCUCCUCACCUGCCUGUGCUGCAAGCGGGGCGAUGUGGGGUUCAAGGAAUUUGAGAACCCUGAUGGAGAAGAAUAUUCUGGAGAAUACACACCACCUGCAGAGGAGACGUCCUCCUCUCAGUCUAUCCCGGAUGUCUACAUUCUGCCUCUCUCAGAGGUCUCGCUCCCGUCCUCCAACCAGCAGAUGCCCAAAACAGAUCUAGUUAAACACCUGGGACUCAGCAGACAACACCUCAGUUAUUUGCAGGAGAUUGGAAAUGGCUGGUUUGGAAAGGUAAUCCUGGGUGAAAUAUUCUCAGAUUUCACCCCUGCACAAGUGGUAGUGAAGGAGCUACGGGUGAAUGCUGGUUCACUGGAGCAGAGGAAAUUCCUGUCAGAGGCCCAACCAUAUCGAAGUCUCCAGCAUCCAAACAUAUUGCAAUGCCUCGGCCUGUGCACAGAGACCAUCCCUUUCCUGCUCAUCAUGGAAUUCUGCCAGCUGGGAGAUCUGAAACGUUACCUUCGAGCUCAGCGCAAAGCAGACGGGAUGACCCCUGACCUGCUGACCCGUGACCUCAGCACACUACAGCGCAUGGCCUAUGAGAUCACUCUGGGAGUGCUGCAUUUGCAUAAAAACAACUACAUCCACAGUGAUCUGGCCCUUCGGAACUGCUUGCUGACCUCUGACCUCACAGUGCGUGUUGGAGACUACGGCCUGUCGCACAACAACUACAAGGAAGACUAUUACAUCACUCCAGACCGGCUCUGGAUCCCUUUGCGUUGGGUUGCCCCAGAACUGUUGGAUGAGAUGCACGGAAGCCUCAUCGUGGUGGAUCAAACCAAGCAGAGCAAUGUCUGGUCUAUGGGGGUGACCAUCUGGGAGCUUUUUGAGUUUGGCUCCCAGCCUUACCGUCACCUCUCUGACGAGGAAGUGCUGACCUUUGUCGUCAAGGAGCAGCAGAUGAAACUGGCCAAGCCACGCCUUAAACUUCCUUACUCUGACUAUUGGUAUGAGGUCAUGCAGUCCUGCUGGCUCCCGGCUUCCCAUCGCCCAACCAUGGAAGAGCUGCACUUGCAGGUGAGCUACCUGUUGAAUGAGCGCUCCAACGCUCAGGCGGAGGAGAGCUUCGAGUGGCGCUGGAGCGCUCUGAAACCCAAGCGCUCCUCUUCACCGCCCCCGGCCUCCUCUUCUUCCUCGACAUGCCAUCGCCGCCCCUCGGGAGAGAUCUCGGCCUAUCCAUUGCUGGACGGGUUCCACGGCAGCGACAUGGACGACAUCCUGACGGUGACAGAGAGCAGUGGGGGGCUGAACUUUGAGUACAUGUGGGAGAAGGCCCGCCUGGGGCGGUGGAAGGGCCCUGCCUCGGCACCACCUGACUACCCCUCCAGCAACGGCGGGCUGGCUGUGCCGGGCAGCAAUCCUUUCUACGAACAGGCAACGCAGCGUGGGCACAGCCUGGAGACACCCAGCGUCGUGCCCGUCAUCAGCGCCCGCAGCCCCUCAGUCAGUAGUGAGUAUUACAUCCGCCUGGAGGACCAUGGCAGCUGCGAGGGGCCCGUCUGCGCCCCCAGCCCUGGAUCCCCACCCCAGCCUCUCUUUCCCUCGGAUUGGGACUCCCACGGCGCCCCCUACCGGCCGCAGGAGCAGCCCAGCACCAACCCCUUCUUGGCCGGGGGCGACGGGGACAGCAACCCCUUCCGCGUAGACGGCGAGAUCCAGGAGACGUCCCUGACUGAGACCCCGACGUCGGGGGGAGAGGCGUUCCUAGCAGAGUCCCUGCUCACAGUGUACCGCGAGCUGGAGGACCAGCAUCGCAGCUGGGAUGCUGAGAUGAUGGAGGAAAGAGGGGCAGGGGAGACGCUGGCCGGGGACCCCUCGGAGUUCCAGGGUUCACCCUCGUGGGAACAGGAGCCGUCGCUGAUGGAGGACCAGAGCUCUGGCAGCAGCACCGAUGGGGGCGGGAGCAGCAUCGGGGGCGGGCGCCACAACCUCCUGGCGUGCCCGCUGUGCACCCGGGCACGUUGCACGUGCGCCAUCCCUCGGGGGGACAUGGUGAGCGGCUGGAGCAACCACGGGCCGCCCCUGCGGCGCCCUCACCACGACAGCUAUGGCACGGAGGACGACUCCUCGCUAAAAGUGGAGCGGGGCUCCCUUUCUGACUGUCCAAUGCUGCCCCCUAGAGACUGCAAUGGGGAUGGCGGGGAGCGCAGAGAAUUCUACGACCCGCUGAUGGGCACAGCGGUGAAGACCUAUGAGCUCCAAGAUUACCCGAAGCAGAGAGGCGGGGGGAGCGCUCGCCCACCUGGGUCGCCCUUCCCAGCCCUGCCGUCUGGCUGCUGCAAUGUGAUUGUUCCGGUGGAGAUACCGCCGUUGUCCACCCUAGCCGAAAGUAACGAUGAGGAGACCAUCGCAAUCCUCCCGGAAGUCAUCGAUGGAUUCGCCACUGGCCCAGUGACCUUAAGCCUCUCCCCCGCGGUACCAGAUCGGCAACGGGGAACCCUAGACUCAGUGGAUUCCUUGGACAUUCCUUCCAACACCAGCUCCUCGGAUGUCUGCAGCCCAGCAUCCCACUACUCCUCUCCAGGGCAAAAGUUUGGUGACAGCGGCUACGAAACAGAGAGCACUUUCUCACCCGAGUUCAUCUUCAAGGAGGAACCGCCACCGCCACCUUCUGGAGAAGAGGAAGAAACAGAGGCAGAAGAAGAUUCCGGCAAACUCCCAACACCAUCCAUCUCCCAGUCCACUAGUGAUCUUACCUUGUCAGUAAGUGAGGAAGGGGCGGAGCUAGAGGAGGAAAUAGGGAGGAGCCUGGGGCUAGCAACACCUCACCGGGACUCAGCUUACUUCUCUGACGGGGAGGGAGAACCGGCUGAGGCACCAGCUGCUGCUGGGCCUGAGAUCAGGAAGCCCACAGAGAAGGUGACGGUAGACGGAGGCUUUGUGGUCCAAGUGUGCAAGGAGCAGCUGUUGGUCACACUGCAAGAGAAUGUCACACGCAACCUACUCUGUAGUCAGAGUAGGCUGCCGACUCUGAGGCUUUCUCCAGCAGCUCCCUUGAAGGAGCAGGCUGUUCUCAGGCUAUGGACCUUAGGGCCAGAGGACGGGAAGAAGACGGAGGAGGAAGAGGCGAAGAAAAGACACAAUGGAGAUGCAACGGGCUCCCAGUGGCCAGAAGGUGUGGAAGAUAAAGUGGAGGAGGAGGAGGAGGAGGAGGAGGAGGAGGAGGAGGAGGAGGAGGAGGAGGAGGAGGAGGAGGAGGAGGAGGAGGAGGAGGAGGAGGAGGAGAGGCAGCAGCAACAAGAAGAGGAAAGAGGAGAUUCUGAAAAGAUGCCGUCAGAGCUGGAGGAGGAGGAGGAGAAAAGGAACGAAGGGGAGAUGCCAAGCCAGAAGGAGACCCAAAGUGUAGCAGUGCCCAUCGUGGUCGAAACACAGGAUACUGCCCAAGAAGACAGAUAUGUAGCAGCUGAGCAGCCCAAAAAGGAUCAGGAACCUGGCGUCCCUGCGAACCAAGCCAGUGAGGAUAUCAAAGCCAAGCUCUCCCGCUUAUCUCUGUCGCUUCCCCCUCUGGCCUUGCAGACGUUCCCCCCACUUGGCGGGGGAAGGAAAGGGCCAUUCUGGGAAGGAGCGGCUUUGGGGGAGGGUCCAGCGCUGGGAGGGAGAGAGGCUGCCAUAGCAGCAGAGGAUGAGGAGGAAGAUGAUGCUGAAGAGGAAGAGGAAGGAGGCCUGGCUGGAGGCGGAGGGCAGGGUGUCCCCAUUGUGGUGAGCGAAAGCGAUGACGCCCGUAACUUGCGUGGCCUCCUCAAGUCACCACGCUCUGCUGAGGAGGCGGCUGCUGAGCUUGACCGUAAGCGGAAGAUGGUCUCCUUCUUUGACGAUGUCACCGUUUACCUCUUUGAUCAGGAGACACCAACCAAUGAGCUGAGUUCCCAGGGAGCUCCAGAUGGUGAUUCCCCCUCCCCUGGUUCAAUGGCAGAACCAGGGCUUGAUGCCUUCCCUUCUGCUGAUGGCUUCAGUGGCAGCUUUGAGUGGGAUGAUGACUUCCCCCUGAUGGCUCAGAACCCGUCCUAUGUCUCCAUGGUGCCCGACCCCAACACAGCCAAGCCCCACCCGGUCAUGUCAUCGCCUGUGCCCAUGGCCCCUGCCUUGCUGCCAGCAGCCAAGCGGGCUGAGUCCGGCCUUGUGGAUGCCCUGAGGUUCUCUCGCUUCACUGUCUCCCCUGCCCUUGAGCCACACCUUUCUUCAUCCUGUGACACCGAAUUGGGACCCACGGCUGAUCCCAUUGAGAACUGAGACCAAGUAGAAAUCGGACAACCCCGCCUCUUCUUCUCUCGACAUUCAGGGACGACGCCCAGUCAUCCAGUUGACUUGCCCAUGAUGCCAAGAUUUCACCUGCCAGUUCCUGUGGCGGAUGGACAGACAGAUGUGUUUAUGUGUGCGUGCGUUUGCGUGCAUGGUGUGUUGGGGGGGCCAUUGUUGCUAACUGGAGCCUGACAUCAUAGGGACUGUUUUUGCCCUCCCUCUCUUGCCCAACAACUCACCCCCACUUCUGGGGAAGGGGCAGAACUUUUUGUAUAAACAAUCAUGAGCCAAUGAGUGAUGAGGAGGGGGGCAUCUCCUCGAUUUUAGGGGCCCCUGCCCAGCACUGGCUAUUGAAUGUAUAACCUUUGUGCCCCCCUCCUGGCUUCCCUUCAGCAAUCUGAUAUGUCCCUUAUAAGGACCCUCCGUGCCAAAUUGAGAGGGUUGGGUUGGGAAACGGGUUUCCAGGAAGUAGCGUCUGACCUGCUCAUGAGCCUUCUUCUGCAAUUCCCCAAACCUCAUCAGCUGCAUCUUGGAAUGUGGAACAUGGCUGCCAAUUUAAAACAAGACAACCCUUUGUGCCAAAUGGAACUGAAUAGGGCUGGUGAUCCUCCCCUUUUAACCAGCGUUAUAUACAAAAGAAAAGACCGUUGAUUCGAACCUCGGGACAGAGUUUUGUCGGCAAAACUUCAUCACCAAGUCAGACACACAGCCUUGGAAUUACCAGCGGACAAUUGGACUCCACAAGGCAGGUGGAUGAGAUUUGGUUGGGUAGGGGCCCUUUGAUCUGACACCUCUGCAACGGCAUGAUCCAGAAGUAUCGUUUUUGAGAAGAGACGCACAUUGGCUCAGCACUCAUUGGGAUGAACCAGUAUGGGAGGAUGUUGACUUGGUCACAACACCUACUUAGUGGCCAUAUAAUGGACAGCCAUGGGUUAAUUGUCUCAGGCUGGUUGGUGUGUCAUACAUGGGGGGGGGGAAAUAUCCACCGCUCAUACUUAGCAUUGACAGAGAUGGUUAGCUAUUAUUGGGAUUGGCCUUUUCCUGACCUUCCCAGUCCUACCCUGGUUGAUAUUGGGAAGUUAAUAAAGGCUACUGGGAUACAGUUGAAAUCACUGGAAGUUCCAGGGAUUUGCGGAGCCAUUGGCCAUUCAGUUGUGCCAAAAGCUCCAUGUGAAGACUGAGAUUGUAUUAGGAGUGGAACGGGGAGCUCAGAGGGGUAGGGAAACUUUUGGAGUUAUUCAUUCCACGAGCAUCUUGAGAUGAUGGCUCUGCUCACUCCCUUCUCUGCUUGUAGUGGCAAUAUUUGGAUACAUGAGGCAUCAGUGUGGGGCAAGGAUGGGGAAACUGUGGCCUUUCAGUUGUUGUUGGAUUCCAAUGGCCAUCACCCCUAGGGAGAAUAGACGAACAGUCAGGGAUCAUGGGGGUUGGAGUCCAGCAACAUCCGGAGGGUGACAGAGGUUCCUCAUCUUUUGUGUGAGGCAGUGUGUGGGUUGGUCUUGUGGAGUGGGCAGAUAUAUGCAUGAACCUGCUUUCCAGCUUGGGUGGGUGGGAUUAGAUGUCAACUUCCUCCUGAGCUCUCGCAGCAUUGAUUUCUGAAGUAAAUACUCACUGGACCACCAAUGUCAUAUUGCUGGUUUGGGUUGAGCCUACGAUAAGAGGCAGUCAGUUUUUACUCGGCAGUUUGAUACAAGCUCAUUCUGCCCUUCUAGGGGGAGGGGUUGGUUUAGGGUGCUAGCUCCUUCCUUCCUCCAUCCCUCAGAAAGAAUUUUUCUGCCCAGAUAAGAGACAGGUAUUUAAUUCUGAACUUGGGGUGCAUGUGUAUGGGAGAUAAUAAGGGGGGGGAGAAGGUGAACAGGAACUCAGAAUUACCUACAGGGAGGCAAGACAGAUGACCAGCCAGAUGCCACAGGGAGGUGCCAAAGCAAGGCAUGCUGGGAACAUCCAUUGCUGGUUUGUGGCAGAGAUGCACCAUCUUUGAACCUAGAGCUUGCACCUGCUGGCUUGCAGAGCUUGCAAGGGUAUGGAGAGAUGGCGAAGCAAAGUCAACAAAUGCACUUGACAGAGAGGAGGAGAGCCGGCAUAUUUCCAAGCGAGCUGGUGUGCUUAUGAGCAUGUGAGCUGAGAGGCAGGGAAGCAAGUAGCUGCAAACUGGCCUUUAUCCUGAAAUCAAGUCGCUUAAUUUGGCCAGCCAGGCAGAAGUGUGUCCUCUGACCUGCCGUGAACUAGCAGCUGCCACAGCUAGAUUGAGUGGCUAAGGUGGCAAUCCUAACAAUACCUGCCUGGGAGUAAGUCCCUUUUCAUUCAAGAGAGCUUACUUCUGAGCAGGCACAUAUGAGCAGGCUAGCACAUGCUUCUUUUGUCAAGCUAUCACAGUGUGGCAAGGAAGAUAAGGCCCUUCAGUUUGGCUACCAGAGCCUCUCAUUUGAGCCUCCUGCUGCCUUAGAGCAGCCAGUCCCUCCCCAAAGGCAUUUAAGGCAUUUAAGGCACUCUGCCCUCCUGAUAUGUCAUAUCAUGGAAUUGGUGACUUGGAAGGAUCAUUUAGUGAUUUUAGUCCAACCCCCGGCAGUGCAGGAAUCUUUUGCCUGACAUGGGGCAAAAGAUCCCAUGGCCCUGAGAUUAAGAGUCUCGUGCUCUAUCAACUGAGCUAUCCCAUGGCAUCCAGCAGUGUUAAAUAUGUGCUAAGAAGUCCCGUGCCCAUAGGAGUAGUUUCCUGGGAGCACAAAAGCUUGCAACUCUCUUCUCUUACCUGCUCCUGCAAACCUCCAAAAGUUGCCUUCACCCCUGGCAACACUGGCGGGGCCAAGCCACAUCACUUCUGGCCCUAAACUCACAAGCAGGGCUGUGUUGGUCCCCUGACUCUUCCCCCCCCCCCAGUCUUCACACGAUAUAUGGCCACCCUUGGUGCCUCCACCAGGAGACCUGCUUGUCCACUGUGAGAACCCCUUUGCUUAAGGCAGGGGUAGGCAACAUGGCACCCUCCCUUGAUGCUGUGGGGCUCCCAACUCUUAUCAGCCCCAGCUAUCUGUGGCCGAUGGUCAGGAAUAAGAUUGGAGUUGUAGUUCAACAGCAUCUGAAGGCUGCCAUGGCAGCUACCCGUAGAUUAAGGGACGAUGCCUCUGAGCUAAGAUUCCCCUUCCCCCAAAAUGACCUUACCGGUGGCAUCGCAUUCAUAACCUUCAAACGUUUUCAGGCAGUGCUAGGGAGAACAGGAAGCAGAAGAAUCUAGAAAACAUCCAGAUUGGAAACAUCCAGAUUGUGUCAGGCUGGCCAUCUUUGUCCUGUGUCUUGUGGGCUGGUUUUAGAUUCCUCACCUGCUGAGACUAAAAUGGCCGCUCUGACUCAGGGCAAAGGCUCUCCCACAUUACUACCAAGUUCCCUCUUUGUAUAUUCUGAGGAAAGCAGGAGACGAUGGGGGCCAGAUUUAAAAACAACAACAACAAGCACCACCGACCAGAUUACCACAUAAAGGGAGGAGAACCGUUGCCAAUUCUUCUGAUCUGCCAAAAUGAAAGAGAUGUAUAAACUAAAAAGGAAGAGUAGGCGGUGGCGGGGAAGAGGAAAUGACCUUAAAAACAAAAACCCACCACUGCACCCAACUCUCAGUCUAUGUGGAUGAGUGAUUCUUCGGGUGGGGGUUGAAAGAAAGCAAAUAGCGGGUGGGUAGAUGGAUGAAUGGAUAGGGAAU